Telopea speciosissima is the source of this 798-nucleotide messenger RNA. RefSeq names its product MDIS1-interacting receptor like kinase 2-like. The record is from RefSeq and is a predicted model, not a curated record. The transcript has a single exon. Gene Ontology annotation, molecular function: protein kinase activity; ATP binding. Bases 1 to 798 code for a protein of 265 amino acids. Lineage: Eukaryota; Viridiplantae; Streptophyta; Magnoliopsida; Proteales; Proteaceae. Gene Ontology annotation, biological process: protein phosphorylation.
AUGAUUAGCUUAACAUCUCUUGAUUUUUCCUAUAAUGAGUUGGAGGGCGUUGUUCCCAACAACAAGGUUUUCAAAAAUGCUGCUUCACCACAAGCAUUUAGAAACAAUAAAGGGUUAUGUGGUGAACUUCAAGGUCUAAUCCCCUGCCGUCAAUCCAGUACAAGCAAGGGAUCGAAAAAAAAAUGGUCAAAAAGGAAUCAGAUUCAUUGUUGCUUCUUUGGUAGGAACUGUGUUCCUUGCAUUUCUAAUUGUCGGCGUCAUUUCCUCUUGCGCCAAAAAGCAAAAAAAGAAAAUAUAGAAGCAACAAGAAGAAACCAUGGCAACAUAUUUUCAAUAUGGAAUUUCGAUGGAAAGAUUGCUUAUGAGGACAUUAUACAAGCAACUGAGGAUUUUGAUGCCAAAUGUUGCAUUGGAAAUGGAAGUUCUGGGAGUGUUUACAAAGCAGUGCUACCUACAGGCCAUGUGGUAACCUUGAAGAAGUUCCAUCCAUUAGAAGGCAACGCAACAGUGAAUGAGGAAAGCUUUGGGAAUGAGAUACGCGUGUUAACAGAAAUAAGGUAUCGAAACAUUGUCAAGCUUUAUGGAUUUUGCUCUCAUCCACGAUGCACAUUUCUUGUUUAUGAGUACAUGCAAAAAGGAAGCUUAGCAAGUAUAUUGAGCAAUCAAGCAGAGGCUGUGGAGUUUGAUUGGGUGAAAAGAGUAAAUGUCAUCAAAAGUGUAGCCAAUGCUUUGUCUUACUUGCAUCAUGAUUGUAUUCCACCAAUAAUUCAUCGGGAUAUUACUGGACUUGGAACAUGA